Trichoderma aggressivum f. europaeum is the source of this 885-nucleotide messenger RNA. RefSeq lists its product as uncharacterized. The coding region runs from base 1 to 885 and encodes 294 amino acids. The transcript has 5 exons. The record is from RefSeq and is a predicted model, not a curated record. Lineage: Eukaryota; Fungi; Ascomycota; Sordariomycetes; Hypocreales; Hypocreaceae.
AUGGCUACCAUUGCAAAAACCGUCGUCGCCACUGGCGCAUCUUCAGGCCUUGGCUUUGAAGCCAUCAAGCAGCUGCUCCUCCAACAAACUCAGCCAUACAAAGUCAUCCUUGGUGCCCGAAACACGAAGAGCACCAUUGCUGCCUUUGAUGCUUUGGCAUAUGACCGCUCUGGCCACGCCGUAACCGUCUUGCCACUGGAACUCUCAGAUGUGAGGACAGUCAAGUCUUUUUCGCAGCAGGCGCUGGAAAAGAUUGGAGGUGAUAAGAUCGAUUACUUGUUGUUGAAUGCAGCCAUCACCAAUGGCGCGGAGAAGCCUGGCCCCAAGGGGUGGCGAUGGUGCGAGUCGGUGGUGGUGAACCAUUUCUCACAACACUACCUUACUCAUCUACUGAGAGAGAAGCUUGUCGAGUCAAGGUCUCGCAUCGUCUUUGUCUCUUCUGGAGCAAUCCGUCGCAUAACUGACCCCAGUGUCCUUGAUGAGAUGUUGAAGAGCGCCUCGGGUGCGGAUGGCAUGAAUGUCUACUGUGCCACCAAAUUCGUUCAGCUUCUCAAUGCUCACUGGUGGCGCCGUCAACUGGCCGGCCAGUGCGACGUUGUCGCUGUUUCACCUGGCUUGAUUCCAAACACUGGCCUUAGCCGAGGCAAUGGACUGAAGCUCUCCAUGGAUAUGCCGGAUGCAAAAUCCGUUGAAACAGGCGCACAAAGCAUCCUGGCUGCAUUCACUCGAUCCGACUUCCCAAGUGAUCCGGAUCAGAUCUUCUUGACAAGCUGGGGAGAUUGGUGGGGGAAGGAUACCAUUGAGCAGUCUCUUGACAAAAGCCUGCAAGAUAAGUGGAGUUGGAGCAAAGAAGAAAUCGAGAAGGAAGUUGGAAUCACUGCGUGA